Molecule: messenger RNA, 4145 nt
Organism: Ornithodoros turicata
Lineage: Eukaryota; Metazoa; Arthropoda; Arachnida; Ixodida; Argasidae
Product: beta-1,4-glucuronyltransferase 1-like
Exons: 3
Coding region: 188-1630 (480 amino acids)
Biological process (GO): protein O-linked glycosylation via mannose
Cellular component (GO): Golgi apparatus
Molecular function (GO): glucuronosyltransferase activity
Source: RefSeq, a predicted model, not a curated record
ACGACGCCAGCGCCGCCACCGCCGCUUUCCCGUCGGGGAGUUCAUCCCGAUCUCCGGCAUCGCAAGGAUGAGAUGAUUCCCCCUUCACUCCCGGUUGCUCCUUUCCUGAAUCUUCCCAAUGGAUGUCGCCUCGCCCAGCCGACGUUUGGUGUUCAUUCAACAACCCUUUAGGUUCCCGUAGGCGGUGAUGCCGCGGCUAUGUCCGUCGACCAGCCGCCGACCCAGGUGCUCGACCUUCUGCAUCGCCAUCGGCCUUCUCAGUUUCUUCAACCUCCUCAUCCUCGUUGCGUUCCACCGAUGGGAGCUCGUCUCACAGACAUCGCCCUUGGGCAACUUCAAAAACUCCUCCGGUAAAACAGCGCACGACGCAACCGAAGACGGGCCCUUGUCGUCCAUCAGCCAGUACGGGCUUCAGAACGGUCAGGCUGACGUCCACAUCCUCGACGUCCUCAUCAACAGGACGCCGUUCACCUUUGAUCCCAAUGUCUUCAGAGCGUCUGCCAGUAAGAAGUACAGGAUCUCCAGCAACGUCUUGCUUCCCGACACCGAGGGCAAAACAGAGAGCGCUAUAUGUCUCGCGACUCAAGGAUCCCUGGGGAGACUUCAUUGGCUCAUGCUCCUGGCAGAACUCUGGGACGCUCCGGUGUCCGUCGCAGUGUUUGUCUUCUCCAGGAUUGAGCUUGACGUCGCCAAAGCCUAUAUAUCUCUCGUACGAUCGUGCUCCGACGGGGUACGAAGAAACUUUAGGUUUCACAUAGCGUACCCUAGCGACGAGAACCUGGGCGGUACGUCCAACAUGCCCAAAUGGUCCGAGGUCGUCAAAGAACGACUGUCGUGCCCGAAUCACGGCGCCGUUUUGAAUAAUUUAUUGCAGCUAACCAAGAAGCAAGUGGUGAAAAACCGACAGAAGUUGCUUUACCCGCAAAAUCACUUGCGGAACAUCGCCAGGGACGGGUGUGAACAAGAGUUUUUCUUCUUAACGGACAUUGAUGUAAUGCCGAGACCGGGACUGGCCCGUGACCUAGACGUCUUCCUGCGCAACCGCCCUCCUUGUUCCAAGUGCAUCUAUGUCGUUCCUACAUACGAGACAUCGAAAUCGACUCCUGUGCCAAAGACCAAGUCGGAACUGUUGCAUAUGGUUAGGGUAAAGAAAGCACGUCCGUUUCAUCAGAAAGUGUUCAUUUAUAACCAGUACGCGACGAACCACAGAGAAUGGGAAAGGAUAACUACGACGGCGACAAAGCCGAUAGCUGCUGCGUACAGGGUGCGCAAGUACGAGUUCUUUUAUGAGCCUUUCUACGUGGCUUCCAAGGACAUACCUCGCCACGACGAGCGCUUCGUUGGCUAUGGCUUCACAAGGAAUACGCAAGUGUACGAAAUGUACUUGGCGGGGUUCGAGUUUUGGGUCUUGGACAACGCGUUCGCCGUGCACCAAGGCAUGGAGAACCCUCACGGCCGGGACUACUGGCGCGAGAAGCAGAAUGCCCUCAACAGGAAGCACUUCAUGGUCUUCAAGAAGGAAAUGGCUAAAAAGUACUCGCCGACCGCCGUCAACCACGCAACAUCCUCAACGACGUCGUCGACCAAGACGUCCUCCGCGGGAUCCAGGCAAAGUGGAACGGUGCAUUGACUACCUGCGCUGCCGCGAUUUUUCACAUUAGUGAUGGGUGGUGCGGAAUGUACCAAGUGCGCAAGUGCAAUUUUACAACACCGGUACUUUAUUUGACAGUGCACUCACAAUCGACGCAGUGCAGAUUACUUUUAUCUGUUUUUAGCGGGACAUUGGGGACAAGCGUUCGUGUGGUCCCGGAGUACACGAGAAGCUGCAAGCUUGACGGAAAGUUUUCCCCCCCUCUUAUGAAUUAUUGGCACAUCCAAGCAGAGCCGUUCCGAUGCCUUCGCCAGAGGGGGCGCUGGGCGGCAGGUUCCUUAGGUUCCAGGAGCUUAGGUCGGGGGUCUGGUUGGGGGGGGGGGGGAGAUUCGCGUAAUCUCGACCCAGGCGGAAGCUCGCCUCGGAACGGCUCGGCUGCAUCCAAGUGUUCUAUUUCUACAGGAAUCUCUGAGUGUACAGUAUACCCAAAGAGGGUAGAAAAAUCCUAAUGGAAGGAAGGCAGCUCCACAAAGUUUAUCACUCUCAUUUUGUGUUAUCAACAACGUGACCAACAGGGAGAACAAAAACAACACUGCGUGGCAAAGAGAACUGGUACCAUAGGAGUUUUGACAGAGAAGAUAAAAGAUGACAAGAGAAAUCAAACUCUGUGACACGCAUGUUGGAAACUAAAGACAAAGUUUUCGUAAGAUCGAUGGGCGAUCUACUUUAUAGGUCACGGUGACUUUGAGUUACGUGCGUUCAUCGCAGGUGUUAUUAACCAAUUUGGGGGUUAUAACCUUGCCUUGAGAUAUGGGAAGUGUUUCAUGGCUCCAUUUCUUGCCCAUGGGUAUCGGCUGUACCGAUGCUAUUUUUAAUUAUUUAUUUCAAGCUUCAUUGUUGCAUAUGUUUGUGGCACGAACUGCUUCAGAUUUAACGUUUCGCUCGCGGUAUGUAACUCGAGGUGGUAACGGACUUCUAUUUUAUUAAAUAAAUUCGCGAGCAAAACAUACGGGCCCCGUAUGUAUUUGCUUACGCGCUGGUUUAACGUGGAGGCUGUACCUGACCGUGUUUUGCACGGAGUCGCAUUUUCAAUUAGCGCUUUAAUAAGAUAGGAAGUCGUCAGUUACCGUCAAUGUUAUAUGAAAUGUACCUGAAAACAUUCACUGUGUAACGUAAGGAAAAAAAAUCAUAAUCCAGAAAUGCAGCACCUUUAGCGAUGGAACAUAAUCAUUUAAAACGCGGUAUAGAGCAUCAGCUAGAGUGUUGGGUUAGAGUAGUGUUGUAUCUAUUGCUUACUAGUAAGUGUGGCAUAAUCAGUGACUGAGAAACGUACCUAAUUAGAAACACAAGGUCCAUGCAUCCCUUGCAUGAGUAAGCGUGUUAAACACUGACUAUAGUUCCUGACAUUAGCCGAUCUCUCAACUAUCAUCCGGCUCUCAUAGUUGCCAUCAAAAUGAAUCUCGGCCAAAGAGCUGAUGUUUUGUAGGCAACACUGUUCAUAACUGCGUAACGGCGACGGUUUUGUUAGCUUUCGUUAGUGAGACACAUUCAAUCUACGGCCACUGCGUCAAAGCGAAAAGCAAAUGUACAUAGCAGCGAUGGGGAGUGCUUCAAGUACCAAUUAUUCAUGUACUACUUUAAGUACAUUUCUGAGUACUCGUAACUUCACUUUAAGUACAUUUCAAAUUGCGUACCUUGUACUGUACUUAAAGUACUUUUCUCUCGUGCGUUCCUGUCAGGUAUACCCAAUUAAGUAUGCAACUGGGACUCGAGACAAAAUUAGGGAAAUACAAUAAUAAUUUCUGUGUCACGAAAAGGCAUUUUUGGGCAAGAAAAUCAAUUGUUGACGUUCCAAAAACGAAAGUCCAACGUUCACAUGUUAUUAUACCUAGUACUUUCAUAUUGUUCUAGGGGUCUUCCCACUACUACUUGACACAAUCACAGCACAGCUCAUUACCUCUGUGCAUGUAAAUAAAAAUAUCAUCUGAUUCAGUUCAUAUUCACGAGUAAGCAGUUGACAAGCAGGUUUUCAUAGCACUUGCCAAAAAUACUUACUAAAAUUUUGCUAAUAAAUCGGAACCUUUCAAAACAGUGAAACGCAAAGGGAUACAAACCAAAUUGGCAAUGUACUUGAUGAGUACUUUAAGUACUUCGUUUAACUACUUGAAGUACAUUUGCAAUGAGGUGCUUUGUACUGUACUUGAAGUACUAAUGAUGCCAGGUACUUAGAACUUUACUUGAAGUACAGUUUUGAGGUGCUUUGCCCAUCACUGCAUAACACAAUACCGUGGUAUACCAACUAUGUGUUGACAGAAGUCAAGACAUGAUAUAUUGUCUCCACUGUGUGGGACUUUUUUUGUCACUUCGUCGUACAGAGUACGUGCUGUGUUAAUAAAGCUUCUUCUUAUGUGUUUACAAGACUUCAGACGUACUUAUAUGGCUCGCUAUUCGGGCAAGAAAAAUCACUUCAAUUAAAUAAAGCGAUCAUAUGAAUCAAUGUGUAAUGGGCUGGGCAAGCUAGCAAUACCGAACGAAAUAAAUCGGCUAACACCGA